GUUGCUCUUCUUUCCUGUGCUCGUUACUAGAGCAAAUGGUAAAGUCUAUUGCUGAGUCCAAGAGAUCAAAGCAAAGUAGAAAGCAUUCCUCUGAGUUGCCUUCCUCCUCCUCAUCCGUUCGUCACAUUAUUCAGACAGACGGACUCUCUCUCUCAAUUUGAAACAUUGCACUAUAAAAAAAUUUCUCUUUUUUUUCUUUUUCCCAUCGGAGUCUCUCGAUUGAGCUUUGAUCACCUUAUAUUUUCAGUACUUCUAUUUAUGGCUACGUCAGCUCCUGUUUAUCCGGGUUCUCUGCCAAUCCCAGUCGACCUCUUUGUCUCGAAGAAACAUCCAGGACUGGCACCAAGUGAACUUGGGUUCGCUGAUUCCUUAGGGAAUUUAGUUUUCAGAGUCAGUCGAACUUAUUCGAAAAAAUCAUCAUCUCGUCCAUGGGUAUUGCUUGAUGAAUCGAAAAUUCCCCUCUUUUCCUGGUGUCGCCAAGAUAAUAGAUCUUGGCAUGUUUUCACUGGAGGUGAAGAAGGGGAGAAGGAAAUGGUAUUCAGAGUACAAAGAACAUUGAACAAGCUUUGUAGAAGUGAGUUAGAGGUCUUUCUUGUAGGAGAAAAUUCGGCAGAAUCAACCUCUGACUUCAACGUGAAAGGUUGCUCCUUCCAGAGAUCCUGCACCAUCUAUAGAGGCAAUUCCAUUGUAGCCCAGACGAGUCUCAUGUACAAGCUUCACCAGAUUUUUGUUGGAAGGAGUAGAUUUCGACUAACCAUAUUUCCUGGAUCUGUAGAUCAUGCACUAGUUAUAGCUUUGAUCGUGAUAUUUUUAUAUGGAUAAAAACAACUAAAUCGAGUUAAUACAUUUGUUCCAUACAUUUUUUUGGACAAGAGGUAUAUGUUUCUAUAUUACAUCAAACAAGUAUUGUGAUUUUGCAUAUUAGAAUAUUAAUCUUCUCUUUGUAAAGAUCAUGUCCCCAGUGAACCUGUAUGUUGAGUUUGUGAUUUGGAAUAUGAAUAUGUGGAUCUUGCUUUUCAUGCUAGCUCCUUUACUACUGCUUUGUGGAAUAUAAAUCCACUUUUUCA
Molecule: messenger RNA, 1067 nt
Organism: Manihot esculenta (cassava)
Lineage: Eukaryota; Viridiplantae; Streptophyta; Magnoliopsida; Malpighiales; Euphorbiaceae
Product: protein LURP-one-related 7
Exons: 3
Coding region: 259-822 (187 amino acids)
Source: RefSeq, a predicted model, not a curated record